Aspergillus candidus is the source of this 1656-nucleotide messenger RNA. RefSeq names its product putative metaphase-anaphase transition protein (Mlo2). The record is from RefSeq and is a predicted model, not a curated record. Gene Ontology annotation, molecular function: ubiquitin protein ligase activity; zinc ion binding. Bases 76 to 1656 code for a protein of 526 amino acids. NCBI's taxonomy places the organism in Eukaryota, Fungi, Ascomycota, Eurotiomycetes, Eurotiales, Aspergillaceae. The transcript has 3 exons. Gene Ontology annotation, cellular component: cytoplasm.
CGCUAUCAUUGCGUUCUUUGGGAUUAUCUUUUAUCUUUUUUCUAGUCGCUUCAACUACUUCUAUCAGCCGUCAUCAUGAGCCCUCCAGAAAAUGUCGACCCGCCUUCCGGCGCUGAACUGCUGAAGAACGGGCAUGCUGGGAAACGCCGGGAGAGUGUUGGAUCGCAAACCUCCCAGACCGCGAAAGAAUUCAUCGAGAGCCAAAUGCAGCUGGAGCACGACGCCCGCGAAGUCCUGCCAUAUUCCUUCGAUUCCUGCUCUCAACCCCUAGGCCCUCUCCGGCAAGUCCUCUUUGCCUGCCUCACAUGCAACCCGCCUCCCGCGACGCCCGACGCGCCACACACCGCAGCCGGUGUCUGCUACUCCUGCUCCAUCUCCUGUCACGGCGAACACACGCUCGUGGAACUUUUCAGCAAACGCGACUUCGUCUGCGAUUGUGGGACAACCCGGUUUCCCCCGUCUUCUCCAUGCACCUUGCGCAGCGACCCCAAUACUGGCCGGAAAGGCGUGCACUCGCAAGAGGCGCGCCCGGGCAAUCGUUACAACAGAAACUUCCAGAAUCGAUUCUGUGGAUGCGGCGAAGACUACAAUGCGCAACAGGAGAACGGCACCAUGUUCCAGUGUCUGGGUUUGGGGAGCGCGGAAACGGGCGGCUGUGGCGAGGACUGGUGGCAUCCCGAGUGUCUGAUCGGACUUCCGCGGGACUGGUACAAGGAUGCGAAGAGGGAGGAUGUGAAGAAGGAGGGCGUUGAGAAGGAGGAUGGUGACAAAGAGGGUGAGAAGGGCUCUGACAAUGACGAUGAGGACGAGGAGACGCCACUCCCUCCAGGGUUUCCCGGUGAAGACGAGUUUGAGACCUUCUUGUGUUACAAAUGUGUCGACGCGAAUCCCUGGCUGAAGCGCUACGCCGGGACAGCAGGAUUUCUGCCGCCGAUUUACAAAGACGGCGACUUCGCUAAGCCUGCGCAGGAGUCCCAAUCCACGACAGAGCCGAAUAUUUCCAAAAAGCGCAAGGCAGAAGAGGGUGGGGAAGAAGACAAAACCAGCCAUGGUGGCAGCGAACCGUCCGCCAAACGGGCCAAAGAAGACACCCCCAGUGAGCCCGUUCCUUCUAGGUCCCACCCAGAGCCGACAACGACCGACCCUUCAUCCACAAAGCCCAAGCACGAGUCUCUCCCCACCUCAGCGCCAUCAGGCACUUUCUCCCUCUUCAUGAAAGAAGACUUCCGCGAGCAUUUCUGCCGCUGCCGCGACUGCUACCCGCACCUAGCGCAGCACAUCCAGCUCCGGGAGGAAGAAGAGACAUACGAGCCGCCUCUCUCGGAAACCGGGGACGAGGCCGACGGAGCGCGCAGCACGGGGACGGGCAGUCUGCUGGACCGCGGCGAGGCAGCGCUGAGCAACAUGGACCGAGUGCGGGCGAUUGAAGGCGCGAUGGUGUACAACCACCUCCGCGACAAGGUCAAGGAAUUUCUGACGCCCUUUGCGGAGUCGGGCACGGCGGUGGGGGCGGAGGACAUCAAGGCCUACUUUGAGAAACUGCGGGGUGAUGAGCAGCCUAUGCGGGAGGCCGCGGGGCAGGCGUCUGGGGGAGGGGGACCGGGAGCGAACAACGAUAAGGACGAGGAGGAUGGACGCCGGGAGCAAAGUGGUUAG